This is a messenger RNA of Coregonus sp. 'balchen', 9286 nucleotides long. The record is from the annotation of a GenBank genome assembly. Lineage: Eukaryota; Metazoa; Chordata; Actinopteri; Salmoniformes; Salmonidae.
GACGCAUGGGUCUGAACUUUCACCACCCCGGAGCAGAUCACAUCAUGCCAUUGAACAGUGAGUAGCAUUUCGAAACAUACAAUACAUUUCCCUUUGCAAAUCCCUCUGUAUGUUAUUAUGGAUGUGUGUACUUUUGCUUUAAAUGUGGCCACUUAAAGUGGUGCCAUUGUGUUGCUUCUCUGUUGUAUGGAAACUAACAAUAGAAACCUAUUCAGAAGUAGUGUCGUCAUGACGCACCUAUGCAGGAUGCCUCAGGAUAUGCCCUAGCUGCUAGGGUUGGGGCGGGGAUCACCACAGGGCCCAAGCCCAUACCCAGCAGGGCACAGAUGCCCAACCACGAUAAUCCCACCUCGCACCCCUUGCCAAGUGUUACCCCCUGACACCAUAAACCCAGCAUGGACCUCACUCUCAGUGCAGAGCAGGGAGGAACCGCUGUCAAUACCGUCUGUAAAAAUAGCCGACCUGUAAGCCUAGACCCCCACCCCCGUUCCCCCUAGCAGAUUGCAAACAGCCCACAUGGUACGCCCUGUCCGUGUCGUACCAUGUGGAAGAGGUCACAGGGUUGGGUCCACACAGGCUCGAGGUGAGGCCGGCAGCAAGGGUUUUUCAUUUUUCAGUCUCCAAGAGCGAACUAAAAUCCUUAUAUUUCAGAAAUGUCAGAAAAUCAAUUUUUCUCCCUCUGUCCAGUCAAUUUUUUUUUACAGACAGUGAGUUGGCAAAAGGCUCUUUCAGCCUUGUCAACUUCAUUGAGAGGAGAGAGGAUCGGGGUGUCCAUGGUGACUGGUGGAGCUCAGCUCAAGACAUCUGGGAGUGUUAGUCGAGCCCUGGGUUAUGUUCAUUAGGCACCAGCCCUGGGUUAUGUUCAUUAGGCACCAAAUGAGAGAAGACAGACUGAAACAGAGAGGGACUACCUCUAACCCAGUGUGAUUUGAAUCAGGUGUAGCACUAAGGCAAAAACUAAAUGCUCAUUUUGUUUUCCAUUACAAAACAUUUUCGGUUGUGUGGCCUUAUGAACACAAUCCUGGUUCUCCUAACUUGCCUGGUUGGGGAUGCCAGCAGGGAAGCGGUAAGAAAAGAGCGGAGAAGAGGAUGAAUGGAAAGGAAGAAGAUAUCCAACAAGGCUUAAAAUAACUAAUUUUACUGCUGUCACAGCUUGUGCCGUCUGUUUUCUCUUCAACUUGUUCUUUUCAUCAUCAGUCCUUUGGGAAACACAUUUCAAAUCGAUGUUAAACUGCGGUUCUGGAGGGUUUCACUUAAUCUCAGAUCUGCAUGGAGCUCUGGCAUCUGUCAGAAUUGGCAAUCGCUGCUGUAGUCUGCCAUGUCUUUGGACAGCAAGGCUUUGGAUGUGAGGAAAGCGGGUUAACGUUAGUCUACUCUCCAUUUCUCUCCAUUGUUUUGUCUAGACUAUAUAGAAAUCUUUUGGAGACCCAUUCUCUCUCUACCCACCGCUUUUGUGGCUUAGCUGAAGGAUGAGCUGUAAGACACCCAACAUGGAUGUAUGGAUGAAGAAGGGCAGGUCUGUGAAUAGUUCAAGGAGCUAGUAGGCGUUUUCCGGUACCGCUCCCCCCCCCAGGAGAUCUUCCCCGUCCUCCCUUCAAAGUCUCCUCUCUGACACUCCCAUUUUGGACUCCUACUAUUCCCUCCCCCUCAUCCUCCUCCUCCUCUUAUUCUCCCUCACCAGGGUGACUGACACAGACACAGUUUCCCAACACCACUUACUAGUCUACACUAGAUCAGUGGGUUCCACCCUUCCACCUUCUUCCCCUUGUUGCUAGGCGCCUUUGUCUCUCCUAAGUCCCAGACAGUGGAAGAGUAAUGCGGAGAACAUUGGUCUGAACAACUCUGCUCUGUGGUGAGAAGAGACUGAGAGUUUUAAUGAAAACCCAGUGAGAGAAGAGGUCUGGAUACAAUGUCUCUGUCAAGCGCAAGGGAAGGGAAGGGAAGGGGGUCGGGGGGGGAGGGGGUCACACAAUGCCACUGGCACAAUGGACGCCCCCAUAUUGGUUUUUAGGAGAAGACUUUGUUCUCUGUGACACUUGACUGUGAGAAGGUCUGUUUAGGCAUGUAUUACCCCCCGCCACACACACACACACACACACACACACACACACACACACACACACACACACACACACAAACACACACACUGUCUACUGGCAUUAAUGUUACAGACUCUAAUGCCUCUUUCUGCCUUGUUUGCCUCCUGUUGGCCUUCUGUUGGCCUUUUUCUCAGGCACAAGGCUCCUAAUCAAAUCAAAUCAAAUUGUAUUUGCCACAUGCGCCGAAUACAACAGGUGUAGACAUUACAGUGAAACGCUUACUUUCAAGCCCUUAACCAACAAUACAUUUUUUGUAAAUUUGUUUAGUGUUUAAGUACAAAAAAUUAAAGCAAAUAACUAAAGAGCAGCAGUAAAAUAAAAUAACAGUAGGGAGGCUAUAUACAGGGGGGUACCGGUGCAGAGUCAAUGUGCGGGGGCACCGGCUAGUUGAGGUAAUAUGUACAUGUGGGUAGAGUUAAUGUGACUAUGCAUAAAUAAUAGACAGAGUAGCAGCAGCAUAAAAGAGGGGGGUGGGGGUGGGGGGGCAGUGCAAAUAGUCCAAUGAUAAGCUGUUCAGGAGUCUUAUGGCUUGGGGGUAGAAGCUGUUGAGAAGCCUUUUGGACCUAGACUUGGCGCUCCGGUACCACUUGCCAUGCGGUAGCAGAGAGAACAGUCUAUGACUAGGGUGGCUGGAGUCUUUGACAAUUUUACACCGCCUGGAUGGCAGGAAGCUUGGCCCCAGUGAUGUACUGGGCCGUACGCACUACCCUCUGUAGUGCCUUGCGGUCGUAGGCCGAGCAGUUGCCAUACCAGGCGGUGAUGCAACCAGUCAGGAUGCUCUUGAUGGUGCAGCUGUAGAACUUUUUGAGGAUCUGAGGACCCAUGCCAAAUCUUUUCAGUCUCCUGAGGGGGAAUAGGCUUUGGCAUGCCCUCUUCACGACUGUCUUGGUGUGUUUGGACCAUGAUAGUUUGUUGGUGAUGUGGACACCAAGGAACUUGAAUCUCUCAACCUGUUCCACUACAGCCCCGUCGAUGAGAAUGGGGGUGUGCUCAGUCCUCUUUUUUUUCCUGUAGUCCACAAUCAUCUCCUUUGUCUUGAUCACGUUGAGGGAGAGGUUGUUAUCCUGGCACCACAAGGCCAGGUCUCGGACCUCCUCCCUAUAGGCUGUCUCAUCGUUGUCUGUGAUCAGGCCUACCACUGUUGUGUUGUCAGCAAACUUAAUGAUGGUGUUGGAGUCGUGCCUGGCCAUGGAGUCAUGGGUGAACAGGGAGUACAGGAGGGGACUGAGCACGCACCCCUGAGGGGCCCCCGUGUUGAGGAUCAGCGUGGCAGAUGUGUUGUUACCUACCCUUACCACCUGGGGGUGGCCCGUCAGGAAGUCCAGGAUCCAGUUGCAGAGGGAGGUGUUUAGUCCCAGGAUCCUUAGCUUAGUGAUGAGCUUUGGGGGCACUAUGGUGUUGAACGCUGAGCUGUAGUCAAUGAACAGCAUUCUCACAUAGGUGUUCCUCUUGUCCAGGUGGGAAAGGGCAGUGUGGAGUGCAAUAGAGAUUGCAUCAUCUGUGGAUCUGUUGGGGCGGUAUGCAAAUGGGUCUAGGGUUUCUGGGAUAAUGGUGUUGAUGUGAGCCAUGACCAGCCUUUCAAAGCACUUCAUGGCUACAGACAUGAGUGCUACGGGUCGGUAGUCAUUUAGGCAGGUUAUCUUAGUGUCCUUGGGCACAGGGACUAUGGUGGUCUGCUUGAAACAUGUAGGUAUUACAGACUGGGUCAGGGACAUGUUGAAAAUGUCAGUGAAGGCACUAGCCAGUUGGUCAGCACAUGCUCGGAGUACGCGUCCUGGUAAUCCGUCUGGCCCUGCGGCCUUGUGAAUGUUGACCUGCUUAAAAGUUGAGCUUGAUCACAUAGUCAUCAGGAACAGCUGGUGCUCUCAUGCAUGCUUCAGUGUUGCUUGCCUCAAAGCAAGCAUAGAAGUGAUUUAGCUCGUCUGGUAGGCUUGUGUCACUGGGCAGCUCACGGCUGUGCUUCCUUUUGUAGUCUGUAAUAGUUUUCAAGCCCUGCCACAUCCGACGAGUGUCAGAGCCGGUGUAGUACGAUUCAAUCUUAGUCCGGCAUUGACUCUUUGCCUGUUUGAUGGUUCAUCGGAGGGCAUAGUGGGAUUUAUUUUAAGCGUGUUAGGUGCAUUUAAAGAAGGUUACGAAAUUUCACAUGUGAAAACACAUACACCAAACAAUACAUUUGUUUUGGUCUUUCGUGUUAGUCCUUUGCUACUGUAUUUCCUAAACUCUAGCUAAUACUCCAAAGGUUAAUUGUGAGAGCUCACAUGUAUCUAAUGAAAGGGAAAGAAAGGGCACAGCGUCUUAUUGCUGCCUGCUGUACCUUGGGCCUGUUCACUAGAUUACGAUCCCACAUAGUAGGGCAGUCCUCCUCUCUCUCUUUUCCUGUCUGGACCCUGAGACUCAGGCUGUCACCUCCAUGGCUCCAUCCAGGGCAGCUGUGAGUGGAAAUUUCCCACUAGAUAAAGACUAAUGUUUCACUAGUUAAUGGUAAUGACUAACGACACCUGUCUAAUGUCUCCGCGUGUCGCUUUAUCGGCCACAUUCAUGAAUAUUCACGCUGGGAAGAAAUUAGAGUAAAACGUGAGCUAGGUAGUAGUCUGUGUUUAUUGCCUGAGAUUAUAUCCUGGGUUAUAGGGUCUUGUUAUUGCAAGUUACUAUUUCAGAGCAGUUAGGCCUAUUAUAACCUCGCCCAUCCUCCUCUAGUCUAGUCUAGCCCGGCUAGGGUAGGUGCAGCAGGUUUCUUGUGGGAUACUGCCAGCCAACCCAUAAUGACUCCUUGUCUCCCACCAUCGCUGAUGAUUAGGUGUGGCUGUCUGCGUCUGUGGUGUCACUGUUGCCUUGAUGAUGUUCUGCCUGGUUGUCUUCCCAUGAAACCCAUAUCUCUGUCUCUCUCCUUUCCAUACCCCUCUGUCUCUCUCUCCCUCUCUCUUCCACUGUUCACAAGCAGCCAGGAGCUAUGGCCGCAGAAGAGGUAACGUGUGGAGUUCUACUCUGUUUCUGCUUGCCAAAAUGAACGGGAGGCACGAGCACAAUUGCUUGGCUCUCUCCGUACGGUUGUCUCUCUCCAGAGCAACUGGGUUCUAAUGUGAUGUCACAUAAUCUGCCUUCAUCUGUGCCGUGAUUGGAUGAAAUCAUAUUAAUUUAUACACCUUUUUUUGUUUUGACGUCAUUGCAUUUAGUUAAGUCGAGGAGAGGCGGAUCAUUUUGUAUCUUGAACCUUUUUCAUUUUGCUUAAUGCAACUUUAUUUUCUCUUUAAUAUUCUGAGUCAUUGUGCUACUCCUGUAUAUCGCUAUAUGCAACUGUAUUGGCUACUGCUUGUGGAUUAUUAAUGAAUUCACAAGUAUAGACCCUCCAUAUAUUAUGGACAGAUCCAGAGCAAGUCCAUUUGGAGCUGUGCCAAAAUGUUUAGGUCUAGUCAUAAAAACAUUUGAGAAAGUACACUGACUCAAACUAUUUAUGUCCUGAAUGGCUAAGAUGGGUGCUGCGGACAUGCUCUUCUCUGAUUUGGAGUGUUCAACUAAUUAAUACCUUUACUCAGUGAGGAACCCUGGUAACAUAUGCAACGUUGUUGCAAUGCUUGUAUUUUUUGUAUCUAAGAAUUGGAGGACUUUUAAGUUGGCAGUACAUUCGUCCACAUGUAGACAGAGCUUAUGACUCAGCGAUAAAGGGGAGUCCUCCUCUAUCUCCCCAUACCACUAUUGUGCAGUUACAUAGUCUCUUUCUAUAGCCUUGUACCUGUUAGCAUAGUAAAUAAAACUAUAUUUAAAGUAGCCUAUGCCUAUCAGAGGCUUCUGACAUGGCCUACCUCCAGAUCUUAGAUACAUGCAACACCAUUCAGUCAGUACCAUAGAAUUAGGAAUUAGAACAGAAAAAAAUAGUAAUGUAAUACAAUCUAUAUGGUCAGUACACAGUCCUCUAUGUGCUUUCACCUGUAAGAGGUAAUCUACUGCUGUGGCAAAUGGUCCGCUACCUUCCCCUCCAUCCCUCCUCCACCCUCCACCCCUUGUUCCUAUGGCCCGCAGGAACAAGGGUCUAUCUGGUGUAGGAAGGCUAUGAAGGACCUGUAUUGGUUUGUGAUUGGACUGAACUGAAUGGGUUUGAGGGUGGAGGAGGGCAGGCAGGCAGGCCCACAAUGUUUGAAGAAUGGGAGCUCAUGAAGCAGCAUGAUGGUGAUUUGAGCUUCCUCUCUAAGGAGACUGCUAUUGUUACCAGUUUUAAUAACACCAUGUUUCUCUCUCUUUUUUUCAUAUCUUCCCUGUCUUCUCUUAUGUUCUGUGCCCUUCUAUUUUCCCUCUUUCUUCUGCCUGUUACUCUUGCUUGUCCUCUCUCUCUCUCUUUUUCCAGGUCGCUCUUCACUCUUUCCCUUUGAGGACGGUUUCCUGGACGACGGGCACGGUGACCCCUCUCUGACCCCGGGGUUGAACUCGCCCACACGCUGUCAAAAUGGAGAGAGGAUGGAGCGCUACUCCAGGAAGGUGUUUGUCGGAGGUCUGCCCCCUGACAUAGAUGAAGGUACGGACGGAUGGUAGUGGAACUAGCCUGUGUCCCAGAUCUGUUUGGGUUGUCUUGCCAGCCCCUAUUGUGAGUGUUUGGCAUGGCAAUGACCAUGGAAGUUGGCAAGACCGCACAAACAGAUCUUGGACCAGGCUACCACCUUACUAUACAAUCACUAUAUAUCCUCAUAGAAUGUCCAUCAACUGCAUGGCACAUUAAUCAGAUUAGUAAGUUUAGUGGGUUUGCAUUGGCUAGGAUAGUACAAGCCAGAUGUGGGUCUAUAGUGGGCUAAACGGCUGGUUCUGUGUCUGUAUGAUGCCUCUAUCUGUCAUGAAGCUGGUUCUCUGGGACUGUGAACUGACUGGUUAUGCUUUGUGGGUUUGUGGCAGUGAGCUGGCAGUCAGUCUGGCAGCAGAUGUGAUAGUGUGUUAUCCCACAAAGUGUGAAGAGGGCCUGAGGGCAUAGUAAGACUAUGGGAAUCUGGAAUGGUGACACUGCUCAAUGUGGCUUUCAUGAGACGCACGCACUCACACACGCAAGCAAACACACACAGAACACAAAACUUGCACAAAACACACACACACACACACUAGUAUACAUACACACACACAUAUACAGUGGGGGAAAAAAGUAUUUAGUCAGCCACCAAUUGUGCAAGUUCUCCCACUUAAAAAGAUGAGAGAGGCCUGUAAUUUUCAUCAUAGGUACACGUCAACUAUGACAGACAAAAUGAGAUUUUUUUUCUCCAUAGAAUCACAUUGUAGGAUUUUUAAUGAAUUUAUUUGCAAAUUAUGGUGGAAAAUAAGUAUUUGGUCACCUACAAACAAGCAAGAUUUCUGGCUCUCACAGACCUGUAACUUCUUCUUUAAGAGGCUCCUCUGUCCUCCAGUCGUUACCUGUAUUAAUGGCACCUGUUUGAACUUGUUAUCAGUAUAAAAGACACCUGUCCACAACCUCAAACAGUCACACUCCAAACUCCACUAUGGCCAAGUCCAAAGAGCUGUCAAAGGACACCAGAAACAUAAUUGUAGACCUGCACCAGGCUGGGAAGACUGAAUCUGCAAUAGGUAAGCAGCUUGGUUUGAAGAAAUCAACUGUGAGAGCAAUUAUUAGGAAAUGGAAGACAUACAAGACCACUGAUAAUCUCCCUCGAUCUGGGGCUCCACACAAGAUCUCACCCCGUGGGGUCAAAAUGAUCACAAGAACGGUGAGCAAAAAUCCCAGAACCACACGGGGGGACCUAGUGAAUGACCUGCAGAGAGCUGGGACCAAAGUAACAAAGCCUACCAUCAGUAACACACUACGCCGCCAGGGACUCAAAUCCUGCAGUGCCAGACGUGUCCCCCUGCUUAAGCCAGUACAUGUCCAGGCCCGUCUGAAGUUUGCUAGAGUGCAUUUGGAUGAUCCAGAAGAGGAUUGGGAGAAUGUCAUAUGGUCAGAUGAAACCAAAAUAGAACUUUUUGGUAAAAACUCAACUCGUCGUGUUUGGAGGACAAAGAAUGCUGAGUUGCAUCCAAAUAACACCAUACCUACUGUGAAGCAUGGGGGUGGAAACAUCAUGCUUUGGGGCUGUUUUUCUGCAAAGGGACCAGGACGACUGAUCCGUGUAAAGGAAAGAAUUAACGGGGCCAUGUAUCGUGAGAUUUUGAGUGAAAACCUCCUUCCAUCAGCAAGGGCAUUGAAGAUGAAACGUGGCUGGGUCUUUCAGCAUGACAAUGAUCCCAAACACACCGCCCGGGCAACGAAGGAGUGGCUUCGUAAGAAGCAUUUCAAGGUCCUGGAGUGGCCUAGCCAGUGUUGCCCAGCGACAGCCCCAAAACAUCACUGCUCUAGAGGAGAUCUGCAUGGAGGAAUGGGCCAAAAUACCAGCAACAGUGUGUGAAAACCUUGUGAAGACUUACAGAAAACGUUUGACCUGUGUCAUUGCCAACAAAGGGUAUAUAACAAAGUAUUGAGAAACUUUUGUUAUUGACCAAAUAGUUAUUUUCCACCAUAAUUUGCAAAUAAAUUCAUUAAAAGUCCUACAAUGUGAUUUUCUGGAUUAUUUUUCUCAUUUUGUCUGUCUCAUCUUUUUAAGUGGGAGAACUUGCACAAUUGGUGGCUGACUAAAUACUUUUUUUCCCCACUGUGUAUAUAUACUGUACAUUUAGACACAUAUUAGUAUAUACACUGGUACACACACACACACAAGACACACACACACAACACAGAGUUUGUGAACAAUGCGUGCCCAUGGCCUCUUGGAAUAUUAAUGAGUUUCCACAGUACAAUUACCCUAGUGAGAACAGAAACUGUCUGGCCUGGAGUGUGAAGACGUGUUUAGUGUUUAAUGCAGUAGACUGGACAGCAUUUGGAGAACAAGCAAAAAUACUAAUAUAUUGUUGAUGGCAUACAGUGAGGGUAGACAGUAGACACUUUUUUUGGUGGCCUGCUUGACAUGCAAUUGUGCAUCAUAGUUUCCAUGGCAAAUUGCUCCAUGACCAUGGUAACAUAUAUAUAUAUAUAUAUAUAUAUAUAUAUAUAUAUAUAUAUAUAUAUAUAUAUAUAUAUAUAUAUAUAUAUAUUAUUUAUAUAUAUAUAAUAUAUUUAUUUUCUUCUUUUUUUUGUAGAUGAGAUCACCAACAGCUUCCGUCGCUAUGGACACCUGGUGGUGGAUUGGCCCCACAAAGCCGAGAGCAAGUCCUACUUUCCACCUAAA